AUGCCACCUGUCCCCACGUUGUCCCCGCAGACGGUGGCCCUGGACGGGACCCUGUUCCAGAAAUCCGGUGUCAUCUCCGGUGGCGCCAGCGACCUCAAGGCCAAGGCCCGGCGCUGGGACGAGAAGGCCGUGGACAAGCUCAAGGACAAGAAGGAGCGGCUCACCGAGGAGCUCAAGGAGAAGUCCAAGCUGGAGAGCGAGCUGGCCAACUUCGGCCCCCGCAUCAACGACAUCAAGAGGAUCAUCCAGGGCCGCGAGCGGGAGAUGAAGGACCUCAAGGAGAAGAUGAACCAGGUGGAGGACGAGGUUUUCGAGGAAUUCUGCCGGGAAAUCGGCGUGCGGAACAUCCGCGAGUUCGAGGAGGAGAAGGUCAAGAGGCAGAACGAGAUCGCCAAGAAGCGGCUGGAGUUCGAGAACCAGAAGACCCGCCUGGGCAUCCAGCUGGACUUCGAGCGCAACCAGCUCCGCGAGGAGCAGGAGAAGGUCCUCAUGUGGGAGCAGGGCGUGCGCAAGGACGAGGCCGAGAUCGAGAAGCUCAAGAAGGAGGAGCAGCGGCACAUGAAGAUCAUCGACGAGACCAUGGCGCAGCUGCAGGACCUCAAGAACCAGCACCUGGCCAAGAAGUCCGAGGUCAACGACAAGAACCACGAGAUGGACGAGAUCCGCAAGAAGCUGGGCGGGGCCAACAAGGAGAUGACGCACCUGCAGAAGGAGGUGACGGCCAUCGAGACGAAGCUGGAGCAGAAGCGCAGCGACCGCCACAACCUGCUGCAGGCCUGCAAGAUGCAGGACAUCAAACUGCCCCUGGCCAAGGGCACCAUGGACGACAUCAGCCAGGAGGAGGUGGGUGACACCGGGGACACGGGGACACUGCGCAGGGUGGCACCGCGUCACAGGAGGUGGGUGACACCAGGGGACGUGGUGACACCACGGCCGUGUCCCCACCGCGUCCCCGCGCGCGGCGGACCACAUCUCAGGAGGUGGGUGACACGGGGGGGACAUGGGGACACUGCACAGGAUGGCACUGAGUGCGUCGCAGGAGGUGGGUGA
Molecule: messenger RNA, 1050 nt
Organism: Tinamus guttatus (white-throated tinamou)
Lineage: Eukaryota; Metazoa; Chordata; Aves; Tinamiformes; Tinamidae
Source: RefSeq, a predicted model, not a curated record